This is a messenger RNA of Theobroma umbraticum, 2624 nucleotides long. NCBI's taxonomy places the organism in Eukaryota, Viridiplantae, Streptophyta, Magnoliopsida, Malvales, Malvaceae. The record is from RefSeq and is a predicted model, not a curated record.
AUGAAGAGAUCUCUGGCAAGCAUUUUCUUUUCCAUUUUGAUGUUUUCAUCAAUCAUGGGGUUCUCAUUUGCAGCUGACAUGAUAAGCCUGGGACGAUCAAUUAGAGAUGGGGAGACAUUGGUUUCUUCAUCCCAAAGCUUUGAAUUAGGAUUCUUCUCUCCAGGAAACCCAAACUUCAAGUUCCUUGGGAUAUGGUACAAAAACAUUCCAGAGGAAGUUGUGUGGGUUGCAAAUAGGAACAGGUCAAUUGCUGGUGCACAUGGAGUUUUAACAAUCAAUAAUGAUGGGAACCUUGUACUCCUUGACGGAAUAAACAGCACAGUUUGGUCUUCAAAUGUCUCUAGAAAAGCAGAAGUUCCUGUGGCACAACUCCUAGAUUCUGGAAACUUUGUUUGUUGAGACAACAAAACCAUGCAACAUGAUGAAAGCUCGUGGCAGAGCUUUGAUUACCCAUCAGAUACACUGCUGCCAGACAUGAAGCUUGGAAACAACUUAAAAACUGGAAAAGAAUGGUUUUUAACAUCUUGGAGAAGUGCAGAUGAUCCGUCUCCCGGAAACUUUACUACCAGACGCAUUCAAGGCUUGCCUUCUUUAGUUAUUUACAUGGGAUCAGCAAAAGUGUUCCGUAGUGGACUAUGGGAUGGAUCUAACUUUGGUGGUACUCCAGUGUCUCCUAACUUGGCUCUUUUAGCAACUGGGCAUCGUGAGGAUGAGAUCUACUAUACGUAUCAGCCUUACAACAAUCCGAUUAUUACACGAUUACUUAUAAACCACUCAGGUUCCAUGCAGCGUGUUAUAUGGAAUGGGAGGCACACUGAAUGGGGGACUGUCUACUCAGCACCACAUGACCAAUGCGACCAAUAUGGCCUAUGUGGUGCAAAUGGUAUUUGCCGCAUCAACAACACACCAAUUUGUGAGUGCCUGAAAGGGUUCAGACCUGACUCAGAAGGACUGGAUGCAAGUAACCAUAAUUGGUUUAAAAGGUGUGUGAAAAGGCAGCCAUCAGAUUGCCAGAAAGGAGAAGGGUUUCUAAGGCUUGUUUGGGUGAAAUUGCCUGACUUGAUAGAUUUCAAGUUCAAUGAGAGUAUGAAUCUUAAAGAAUGUGAGGUGGAGUGCUUGCAAAACUGCACUUGUAGUGCUUAUGCAAGCGCAAACAUAGAUGAACAAGAGAAGGGCUGCCUGAUGUGGUAUGGUGACCUGAUUGAUAUGAAAGACCAAUCAGAACAAACCAGGGGACCGGAUAUCUAUGUGAGAGUACCAUCUUCAGAACUAGUUGCUGCUUCAAAUGACAAGAAACGUGUAAAGAUUAUCAUAGUAGUUUCAAUCAUUUCUGGAACGAUUUUGUUGGGCUUGGUGUUCUGCUUUGUCCCAAGGAAAAAAUGGAAAAAAGUUUCAGUAUCAGCCUAUACUUCAAAUGACAAGAAAAGAACAAAGAUCACCAUACUGCUUUCUGUCAUUCCUGGCAUGAUUAUCUUGGUUGCUCUGUUCUGCUACAUUACGAAGAAAAUAUGGAAAAGAGGCCAAGAAAGCUGCAACGAGAACGUAGAGGUGCCUUUGUUUGAUUUGGCUUCCAUUGCCACUGCUACCAAUAAUUUCUCUCAGGAAAAUUUAAUAGGAAUUGGGGGAUUUGGUCCUGUUUACAAGGGCAUCCUUCCGACAGGAAAAGAAAUUGCUGUAAAGAGGCUGUCAAAGAACUCAGGACAAGGUGCUGAAGAGUUUAGGAAUGAAGUAGAUUUAAUUGCCAAACUUCAGCACAGAAAUCUGGUCGGGCUCUAUGGCAGCUGCAUACAGGGAGAAGAAAGGCUUUUAAUCUAUGAAUAUAUGCCCAACAAAAGCUUGGAUUAUUUUAUCUUCGAUCAUGAGAGGAGAGUAUUAUUGGCAUGGCAGAAGCGCUUUGACAUUAUCAUGCAGAUUGUGAGAGGACUUCUGUAUCUACACCAAGACUCUAAGCUCCAAAUUAUUCACAGAGAUCUCAAAGCUAGCAAUAUCUUGCUAGAUAGUGAUAUGAACCCUAAAAUUUCAGACUUUGGCUUGGCAAGAACUUUUGAAGGGGAUGACAAAGUAUCAGAAACUAACAGAGUUAUUGGAACAAUUGAAUAUAUGUCUCCAGAGUAUGCAGUUAAUGGUAAAUUUUCAGCCAAGUCGGAUGUUUUCAGCUUUGGUGUACUUCUUUUAGAGAUAAUAAGUGGCCAGAAGAAUAGAAGUUUCCAUCAUCCUGAUCACCACCAUAGCCUAGCUGGCCAUGCAUGGUUGCUGUGGAACGAAGGCAGGGCCAUGGAGCUGGUAGAUGUGUGUUUGGAUGAUUCUUUUGUUGAAUCUCAAGUUCUUAGAUGUAUUCAAGUGGGAUUAUUGUGUGUUCAAAAUUUGCCCAAAGACAGGCCAACGAUGUCAUCUGUAAAUUUUAUGUUGGCAAAUGAAGAAACAAUGUUGCCUCAUCCUAAAGAGCCAGGAUUCUUUACAGAUACAAGUUUCAAAGCAAACACAUCAGCAAGAAAGGAAGAAUUGCAUACUGUGAAUGUAGUGACCAUUACGAUGGUGAGAGGAAGAUAGAAAUUUCUAAGAAGUUUGCUUUCAAUUUUCCUCCCUUUGUUUAGGCUAUGUUGCAGCUUUGUACCUACCUCCAU